This is a messenger RNA of Gavialis gangeticus (Gharial), 3106 nucleotides long. It is a transcript of the gene FNDC7, whose product is annotated as fibronectin type III domain containing 7. Gene Ontology annotation, molecular function: protein binding. The coding region runs from base 108 to 2567 and encodes 819 amino acids. The record is from RefSeq and is a predicted model, not a curated record. The transcript is spliced from 14 exons. Lineage: Eukaryota; Metazoa; Chordata; Crocodylia; Gavialidae.
CCGGGGCACCCCCCGAGGGAGGCAGCUGCGCCGCGGGGACGCUCCUGGGAAGCAGGAGCUGCCGCUGAGCCCAUCCGUGCCUGCCGCGGGGAGGCGGCGCCCCCAGGAUGGGCGGCAGAAGAUGUGAAUCCGUCCUGUACCCUGCCCUCGCCCUCGCCAGCCUGGCGGCGGUCAUUUCAGCUAACACAGGCUUUUCUAUAUCCAUUUAUGAUGUGACAUCAAGAAGUGUUUAUCUCAGAUGGCCGAAGUUUUCGGGAGCCAUUUCUUACAGGGUAACAGCAAGCCCUGUGAACAUAGUGGGCCAUUCUGUAAUGGCUCAUUUCAGUGAUGUUACUCUUAUAGGCAUCCUAACUCCACUAACCCCCAAUACUAUCCACUCUGUGAAAGUGGAAGCAAUUGAUGAGAAUGGAAUUAUCCUGGCUGAAGCACAGACUAUGCAGUUAACAGCUCCCGAGAUACCCAUUAUUGAUCAAGCUUAUUCAAAACUGAGCAACAGUAUCACAGUGGAAUGGACAGCUGUCCCUGGGGCUACCAGUUAUCUUCUAACUGCACAAGAUGGGGAGUCUUUUAUUGAAACAAUUAUCACAAAUUCCCCAGGCACAGUGACAGGGUUGAAGGCUGCUACACUGUACAAAAUCACCAUCAGAUCUAUAAACUCUGGAGGAAAGAGCCAGCCUUCACCUUCAAGAAAGGCAAAGACAGUCCUGGCUGCUCCAGUUCUGUCUGCAAGUUCCCCAAGUUAUGACUCCAUCGUGGUGAGCUGGGGAGCUGUACAUAUGGCAGUUGGAUUCUCUGUGUCCAUAAUGAGAUCAGAUGGCUUGGGCAAUAUGGUGAAAGAGAAUACUACCAAUACCUCGUUGGUGUUUACCAGUCUAGAUUCAGGAACUCUCUAUACCAUCAAAGCUCAUGCCUGGAAUGUUAAUGGGAUACCUGGAGAUGAUUUCACAUACAACCAAAGAACAAGUCCUCAAGCACCAGCAGAUGUUCAAGUAGUUUUUGACAGUGGAGCUCUGAAGGCCAUUAUUUCUUGGACUCCAACAGAGGGAACCUUAAAUUAUAGUGUGACAGCCUCCAACAGAGCCUCCAAACUGAAUUGUGUCACAUCCUCCACUUCCUGCUCCAUGGCCUCCCUCCACUGUGGAUCCGUGUACUCUAUUUGUGUCAUAGCAAGCAAUGAUGCUGGGUCCAGUAAACCUACAGAUUCAGCGAGCCUUAAAACUGUCCCUUGUGCACCAGGAAGUAUAACAAUUGAAGAGGAUGAUCCUGGUAACCUGUCAGUGUCCUGGUCUAACGUAGAUCUUGGUGAAUAUUAUGUGGUUUUUGUGAAAAGUGAUGAUGGCUUGGAGGUACAUUGCAACACAUCCCAUACCCAGUGCCACUUCCAGUCAGACUGCGGUUUCAUGUAUUUCAUUAGUGUUUUUGCAUACAACAAAGCAGGGCAGAGUCCCUCAGGUGAAGUACUCAAUUAUACUACUGCACCGUGUUGCCCUAGUGACAUUCAUCCAGUGUUUGUGUCCAGCGAUACAAUUGAGAUUUUUUGGUCUCCUGUCCGUGGUGCUGAAAUGUAUGAAACAAAAGCUGUUGAUUGGACUGGUGUGGUACUUUGUAACGACACUGCUACAGUUUGCACUCUGUCUUCACUGCAGUGUAACACCCAAUAUAACAUCACUGUUUAUUCUUUCAGUGAAAUCAGGGGAAGCAACACAUCCUGUGCAUCUAAAUGUGUGUUAACAGCCCCAUGCAGUCCUGAAAUAACAAAUAUCUCAAAGGAUGCACUUUCCAUAAUUAGCGUGUACUGGCGGUCUAAUAAUGAUGAAGCUACAUAUAUUGUAACUGCCAGAGGAGAUGCUGGAUUGUGGCAUUGCACAAGUUCUGGGAAUUCCUGCUCCAUAACAAAUCUCCCCUGUGGAUCGGUCUUCUUUGUUAGUGUCGUGGCAAGUACAACAGUAGGACAAAGCUUACCUAGCUACAGCAUCCCUUUCGAAACCGCUCCUUGUUGCCCUAAUGAUCUGACAUUAACUCAACUGACGCAAUCAGUAACAAAUAUCAGCUGGUCUGCUGGGACUGGUGCACAGACAUAUGUAACAGUACUGGAAUCACCAAAAGGAUGGGCCAGGUGCCACACCCUCCAAAACCAGUGUCUCCUGGGAUGCAUCACAUGUGGCACCAACUAUACAGUGUCGCUGAAAGCAAUUAGCGAAACUGGGUUGACAUCAGACUGCACGUAUCAAGGCUAUUCUUCCAGUGCUUGCUGUCCUUUUGGAGUGAAAUUAUAUAGAUUAGGCAAUAAUGGUAUCCGAAUAUACUGGAGGACUUCUGCAGGACUGAUAAACUAUACUACACAUCUAUAUGGAUCAAAAGGCAAUUUCACCUGUACCCCUAAGUCUGGUUUGAGAUUUUGUGAUGUCACUGAGAUACCUUGUGGGGAUAUCUAUACUGUGAUGGUAUCUCCAAUUACUGAUAAAGGAACAAAGCCUCCAUUCUGUCCUAAAAAGAUAUACUCAGUGACAUGCUCUGGAAGUUCUGUUGGAAUGGUGAUUUAUAGAGGAAAGAGAAGUGCAGAAUAGCAUCAUUUUAGAUGGAGAUAAACAGAAUGUGUGUAUGGACAACUUACAUGGGCACCUGAAAUCACCAAUGGAGGUCGCUUAUACAAAGCAGCCAAAGGAAACAUCAGGCACUUCAUGUCUUUUCCUAAAAUGUACCAAAAAUAAUGAUGUUUCUUAAUGGAAGUGGUUGUUUUUAUUCACUUUUGCAGAAUUCUCUAAGAAAUGCUGGAAAAUAUAACUGAAUUACAGUGCUUAAUAGAAAAAAGUUAUUUUCUAUUUAGAGUUUGAAAAGUUGGAAACAGAUAAAUAUUUAAUUUACAGUCCCCCCCCACCCUUCAAGUUGUUAUUGUGAUAGAUUUCCACUUGUAGAAGUAACAGUAUUUUCAAACAUGGUUGCCUAGAUUUAAUCAAGUCCUGAGGUUGAUUUUUCACGUUUCCACUCAAACCAGGACAGAACUUGGGCCAUAGUUUGUUUCAUACACAUCUGAUAAUACUAUGCUCUGAUGUGUAUUUUAAAUUGAGUUUCUUAAUAAACUGUUUACUUCUGGAAUUCAGUAAAA